This is a messenger RNA of Rhododendron vialii, 5018 nucleotides long. RefSeq names its product disease resistance protein RPV1-like. Bases 575 to 4258 code for a protein of 1227 amino acids. The transcript is spliced from 6 exons. Gene Ontology annotation, molecular function: ADP binding. The record is from RefSeq and is a predicted model, not a curated record. NCBI's taxonomy places the organism in Eukaryota, Viridiplantae, Streptophyta, Magnoliopsida, Ericales, Ericaceae. Gene Ontology annotation, biological process: signal transduction; defense response.
GCUGCAUGUGCACAACAAGGUCUCUCAAUUCCUAGAAUUUUCAGUGCCGAUUGUGAAGUUCCGCACAGUUGGAAACAGUAAUCCACAGCAAAAAGAAAUCGUAGUUCCUUCAUUCUCUCUCCUAUUCUUUCUCUGCAACAAGGAAGCAAACGAGUGAUGACACGAGGAAGCAACGAUCGACGGCGAUCCGAGCUUUAGGCUUUCAUCGGUUCAAAGCAUCCAUCAAUUCCACUCUGGGUUUGAAGUGGCCCUUAAAGCGGCAAUAAAAGUAUGUAGGUAUCAGUAUAUAUUAUCUGUAUCUAUUCACCCCGCGAUCUCUUCAUCGAAAGCUCCGGCGACCUCGAUCUUCGCCGGCACGGCGUCCACGAGCGCCUACUCCGUGGGUCGCGGCACCAAAACGGGCUCUGUAUGUAGAUCUCUCUAUAUUGAUGCAUAUGUGCUGUGUAAUUGAUAUACUCCAUGUGUCUAAUGUCUGAGGAGUGUAAAAGUCGCAGUAACAGAGCCCUUGGAACAGAUUUUCAGUGACCAAGAAGAGUCUGCUUAGCUUACUAGUCUUUUUCUUGGGGUUUGUUCAAUGUCUACUAUGAAAUCCCAAGAAGCCUCUGCCUCGGCUUCUCCAUGCAGUUACCAUGUGUUUUUGAGCUUCAGGGGCGAGGACACUCGCAAGACUUUCACCGAUCACCUCUACACAGCUUUGGACCAAGCCGGAUUUCACACCUUCAGGGAUGAUGAUGGCAUAGAAAAAGGAGAAGACAUCAAGUCUGAACUUGACAAAGCGAUUCGAGAGUCGAGGAUUUCGAUAAUUGUCUUCUCGAAGAACUAUGCCUCGUCAACUUGGUGCCUCGAAGAGCUUGUGAUGAUCCUCAAGCGCAGGGCUUCUGGGCACGUAGUUCUACCUAUCUUCUAUGAUGUGGAUCCAUCAGAAGUGAGGAAGCAAAUCGGGAUCUUCGAACAAGCAUUUACAAGGCAUGAAGAGAAGCUCAAAUUAGAAAUAGGUGAACUGGCAAAAGAGAAAUUGAAGGAUAAGAUAGGAACAUGGAGGGCUGCGCUUAGAGAAGCUGCAGAUGUGGCCGGGAUGAAUUUACAAAAUCAAGAAGAUGGACACGAGGCAAGGUUUAUCAAGAAAAUUAUAAAAGUGGUUGGAGGCAAGGUAAGUCGCAGGACCUUGAACAUUGCCCCCCACUUGGUUGGAAUACAUUCACGUGUCAAAAACAUUCAGCUUUGGUUAGAAGAUGGGCCAGGUAAUGUAGGCAUAGUUGCGAUUUGUGGAAUGGGUGGAAUAGGCAAGACAACCAUUGCAACAUUUCUGUAUAAUUUGAACUUCUCAAGAUUUGAAGGUAGCAGUUUUAUUGCAGAUGUAAGGAAAAUUUCACAACAACAAGAUGGUUUACUAAGUUUACAAAGACAGCUUCUUUCGGACAUUUUGAAGACAAGGAAAGUAAAACUAAAUAAUAUUGCUGAAGGAACUGCUAUGAUUAAAGAUGCCAUAUGUUGCAAAAAAGUUUUUGUAGUUCUUGAUGAUGUGGAUGAACUUGACCAAUUAGAGGCACUACUUGGAAUGCAAGGUUUGCUUUUUCCAGGAAGUAAAAUAAUCAUAACCACCCGGCGUGAGCGGUUACUAGGGCCGUAUGAAUUCUAUAAGGUGCACAGACUUGAGUAUCUAAGUGACGAUGAAUCCUUGGAGCUCUUUAGCUGGCAUGCCUUUGGAAAAUGUUGUCCUGACAAUGGGUAUGGAGAGGUCUCAAAAAAGGUGGUAAGCUAUUGUGGAGGGAUACCAUUAGCAAUUAAAGUUUUAGGUUCUUCUUUAUCAGGGGAUUGCUUAAACAUGUGGAAAAGUAAAUUGGAAAAAUUGAAAGCCAUUCCCUACCGUCAAAUCCUUGAUAAACUUCGAAUAAGCUAUGACUCUUUACAAGAUGACCAUGACAAACAUCUAUUCCUCAAUCUUGCUUGUUUUUUUGUUGGAAGAGACAAGGAUUCUACGGUUACAAUUUUAGACGGAUGUGAAUUCUACACAAUGGUUGGGAUUCAAAAUCUCGUGGACAGAUGUCUAAUAUCGAUUGAUGGAAGUAAUACGCUAGUAAUGCAUCAUUUGCUUCAAGACAUGGGAAGAGAAAUUGUUCGCCAAGAGUCACCAAAGGAGCCAGGCAAACGUAGCAUCCUUUGGAAUCAUAAGGACGCAUUUGAUGUUUUGAGAGAAAACACUGGCACAAGCGAAAUAGAAGGCCUCAAACUCGAUAUGUGUCUGUUGAAGGAAGAUAUAUAUGCUAGUACGGUUUUUGGUGGCAAUAGAAAACGUCGAUAUGAAGAGUUUCUUGAGAAGCCCUUAUUCUCAAAUUUGGGUGGUUUUUUUAAAAGAUAUGGUUUCAGUAUCUUCUCCCCUUACCUCGAACCCACAGAUCUAGAAAAUUCAAAUCCAGUAGCUUUGGAAGCUGAUGCAUUUGCAAAGAUGAGCAAACUAAAACUUCUGCAGCUGAAUCAUAUACAUAUUAGUGGGUCCUAUAACAGGUUUUCCAAAAGAUUAAGAUGGUUGUGUUGGCGUGGAUUCUCACUUAAGUCCAUACCUAGUGAUUUCCCUUUGGAGAGCUUGGUUGCUCUUGACAUGCAAUAUAGCCGCUUAAAAAAUGUAUGGGACGGAACAAAGUUUCUACGGUUGUUAAAAAUCCUUGAUCUAAGUCAUUCAUAUAACCUUGCCAAAACUCCCGAUGUUUCAGAAGUCCCCAAUCUUGAGAGACUGGUGCUUAAAAGUUGUACAAGUUUGGUUGAGGUUCAUGAAUCCAUUGGACACCUUGGGAGACUUAUUUUGUUAAAUUUGGAAGAUUGCAAAAAUUUGAAGAAUCUUCCAAGAAGCAUUUGUAUGCUAAAACAUUUGGAAACGCUCGUCGUGUCUGGUUGCUCAAAUCUCGACGGAUUGCCGGCAAACAUGAGAAAUAUGGAGUCUCUAACUGUGCUUAUGGCAGAUGGAAUUGCUUUAAAUCAAUCUGUCCCUACCAAUGGGCAGGUGAACGCAGUGCAAUAUUUCAUCUUGCCUUGGCGGUUGAAGACAAGAGAAAGUCCGGAAAUUUCGCGGCUUUCUUUACCACGUUCCUUGGUAAAAUUAAGUCUUGUGAAAUGUAAUCUUUCAGAUGAUGAUUUCCCCAGAGACUUUAGUAACUUAUGCUCACUGAAGGAACUAUAUCUGGGGUUCAAUCAAUUUCGCGAACUCCCAGAUUUCAUCAGAGGUCUUCCGAAGCUUGAGUCCUUAGUGAUAGAUUGUUGCCCAAGGCUCCGCAAACUUGAGGGGGUCCCGCAACUAUGUCAUUUUUAUUUUUUAGGUAAUAGAUUGCUGGAGGAAGUAACGUAUCAAAUCUCGCACCGUCCAACAACCACUUGUCAUUUAGACGCAUGCCACCAUCCAGAGCCUACGAGCGCAUUCAAAUUAGAAUCCAUUGAAAAUGUUGAAGUUGAGAUUGUUAACAAUUUGGGCUUGUCGAACCUGCAAUCCAUGGGAAACCUAACUGUAAAGCUAACAUCAUGGUUUGGCAUGCAACAAAGGGGGUUUCCCCUCCAGGUAUGUUUUGAAACACAUAUAAUCUGUGCUUAUGUUCCUGCUAGCAAGGUUCCACCCUGGUUCGAUUAUGGUCCUGGUAGUAAGGUUCCACCCUGGUUCAAUUUUAAGAAUCAAGGAUCCUCAAUUAAUUUUAUUGUGCCUUCAUAUCUUAAUUCAAGGAUCCGUGGCUUGAACCUAUGUUCAGUUUGUGGGCACUCUGGUGAUCCAAUAGACUUUGAAGCACAUACUGUCAUACAUAAUAGGACGAAGGGCUUGGUUUGGAGCCAUUGCCCAUAUGUCUUUGGAACUGCAGAAGGUGAAGAUACGAUGUGGUUAAGCUAUUGGAAGUUUGGAAAUCAUUUGGAAGGCGGCGAUGAAAUCAAUAUUACAGUGUUCAGUGGUGAAUAUGUGCAGGUUGAAUUUGUGCAGGUUGGAGUCCGCCUUCUAUACGAGGAGCAACACAAAGAGAUGAGCUCCCAAUCAACGUACGGAGAUAAAAUACCCCAUCUACAAUUUGGAAAUAUCGUUCCAGGAAAUGUUUCUGCACAUCAACCGAGCACAUUAUUGUACCAACUCGGCUAUCAUCUUCCUAGAUGCUUGAAUUGUGAGCGUCUGUACCCUCCACCUUGGAUCCAUACCACGCCUGAUGAUUACGAUUGGACUGUGGAAUGUCAGGCUUCAAGACUUUUGAUGCCAAAGCCAUUUUAUGUUUCUCAAGACCGUGGGUGUUGAUUUGUUAAAGCUGCUACACUUCGGAUCAACGAUAUUUACCAGUUAAUCUAGAUAAGUAUCUUUUGCUUCUCAUUUUCUCGUGUAAUAUAUAUGAUACUGAAGUAAAACUCGACCUUUGGUGUCCGUUCAAGGGGCUCCCAGCCGCCAGCACCUUCAAUCUUCUGCGACUCAGCGAGUUUCUACAGCAACUCUGGCCUCAAAUCUACCCACCACGGCAAGAAAUGGUUACCACUGCGUUUGAAACCCAGGGGGAGAGAGAGAGAGAGAUUUUGGGCUGAUUCUGAUGGUAGAGAGGAAAGGAGAGAGAUUGAUGGACAUUUUCCCAUUUCCAUUAACACGGACGCAUUUGGCCAUCAAAAAUAGAAAAAUGAAAAACAGACGCAACAAUCUGGAUUGAGGGGUAGAAAAGGUGGAGAAAAGGAUACAAUGGCAGCCUCAAAAGAAACACGUAAACAAAACUAUGUCGAGAUAUGAAUGCCGAAUUGGCUGUCGAGUAUCUAACGAGAGGAGCAUAAUACGGAUUUAGUGAAAGUAAAUAAAAUAACAGUAAAACAGUAUUGACCUGGUUUUCUACAAGUAGACAAUCUCCUCACAAGCCCGAGUAGUAAUUUUACAGGGGUUCUGAAAAAAAGUAGAAAACGCUGAGAACAAAACUGCGUAUUCUUCGAACUGAAGUGUCAGUCCACCUUCUCUUUUCUUUGAUGUACAUUGUGAAGAGCUAUGAUUUUUGCUGGUCUGUACCAUGAAACUUCUUCCCAGC